Molecule: messenger RNA, 1013 nt
Organism: Aspergillus candidus
Lineage: Eukaryota; Fungi; Ascomycota; Eurotiomycetes; Eurotiales; Aspergillaceae
Exons: 1
Coding region: 594-902 (102 amino acids)
Source: RefSeq, a predicted model, not a curated record
GGGCGGUCAAGUGUAUCAACAACGUAAGUAGUCCGCCCUCGUUGCAUCUGCAAAUAUUGCUAGGACCGAGCCACGAAGAAUCAAAACCAAAAAGAAAAAGAAAGAAAGCCAGCUGUGAAGACAAUGGAUUGGUUCAAGGCAGGAGGUCCUCGGAUCUAUUGGCACCAGACCUGUGGCUAAUCAACGAUGCACAUACAGAAAACCAAUCGGCCAGCUACCCGCAAUAGAUAUCCAACUUCUCUCACGCCUCUCAUGUUGCAUACUCUAAUAUCAAUGUCUCCUAUUCCCAUAUCGCCGCCCUGGAUCUAAUUCUAUUAAAGUCUUGCGCACAUGAUACCAUUUCCUGGCCUUACGACCUACCCUUGUCUUUCAAUCGUCUUUUUGUUUUCGCCUUUUUACUCUUCUUUGUUUCCAUUUUCUUCGUCCUUUAUCUUUCUUGAUUUAGAUUGCUCGAGCAAAAUGGAUGCCCUAGCUGGGAGGUAUUCUUGUUCUAUAUCCCUUGCGCGAACACGGUUCUAGGGUGAGGUUAGGAUGUCUGGCGGGGUAUACUGUGCUAGCUGAAUUCCCUCUCUUCUCUUCCUUUCUUGUUGAUUAUGCAGCCUUUUGUUCAAUUAAUUUCUUUCUUUCUCUGUGUGGAUCGCUGUUACCUUUCAAUUCUUCCAUCCUUUGGCCAAUGUUUAUGUUACCCUGGGUGUUGGUCCCCGACAUGUGCAUGUUGCUGUACAUGGCUUCGACUCGACUGUUGCAGUCACGGUCUGGUGGCUUUAGUCUUUUUGCCAAUCGUAUCUAUUGUUCUACCCUUUUAUUAUGUCACCGAAUGUCUCGGCGAAGAUAUCUUGAUUCGAAUCACCACCAACCUUGGGGGACUGAUCUGCGGGAGGUCGAGAGCAUAUUAUCUCUAGAGUUGGUGAUAUACGUCCUCUCUUCGAUGUGGUUGGAAUUGAAGAGUAACGAGCCAGAAGAACCACUUUGUACAAAGCAGUGGAAGCCGGAGGGAAAUGUGUUUGAAUCUG